CUCGAGAUUUCGUGAACCCUCCUGCGUUCCCGGGCACGAGCAUAUAUCCCACCAAAGUGCUUGAUGCCUUCGACCGUCAAUCUCGAUCAAUUCCUCCCCCACUCAACGACCAAAACACAUCGCGGUCCCCCGUCAUGGCGCCUCUCCACUCUUUGCUCGCGCUGAUGCUCCUCGCCGCUCCCGUCCUCUCGGAUUCAAACUCCUGUUAUUCUCGAAACGGCCAUCCGGCCGACUCUGCUGCCAUCUGUUGGGACGCAGCCCUGGGACCGACCGACUUAUGCUGUCAACCAGGCGAUCUGUGUCUCAACAACACGCUCUGCGCCACUGCGUCCGGGGACCUCUACCUUGGCUUCUGCCGAGAUGCGACGUGGUCAAGCGCGGGAUGCCCAAAUUUCUGCGCCGGCGCCGAAAGCCUGACGCCUAUUCAGGCGUGCAUCAGUGAAGGGUUCGGCUACUGCGGCAUCGAGCACGCAGAUUGCGACGGUCCUCCUCAUGACCAAUCGUUCGUUUUCAGCUUGUCGAAAAACGUCAGUGCUUAUGCCACAGCAGGCACACCGUUAAAGCGAUCACCAGUGAUGGCGGUGGAGACGACGACGGCAGAGCAGCCGACGACGACAGAGCAGCCGACGAUGGCCGAGCAGACGACGAUGGCAGAGCAGACAACGACGACGAUGACGAUGACGACAACGGCAGAAGACGCGACCGCAAGCCAAGAGGCCGCAAGCACGACUGCACCCAACACGGUACAGCCCUCGCCGGCACAGCCAGUCACCGAACUGUCGAGCUCCACACCCAUCUCAUUGCCCGGCAGCGUCUUUGUGACGCUGCCCACGCCGCAAUCCUCGGCUGGACCGCCUCCACCGCCGCCACCGCCUCCCAUUGAAACGGCAGUGAGCACGACGUCAACGGCGACAACGACGAUACCUACGUUGUCCCCGAUACCUACGUCGGCCGCGGCAGGACAGACAUCUUCGACGGCGGUCCCUUCCGACACCCCGCAAGACGACAACAACGCCAGCUCGGCCGUCCCGAUCGGCGUCGGCGCCGGCGUUGGCGCUUCGGUGGUGAUCGCUGCCGGCGCCCUGGGCUUCUUCUACCUGCGGAAGCGGCGGCGCCAGGCACCCGUCCGCGCUGAGACGCCGCCGCCGCUCGAGUUCCCGUUCCCGGACAGCCGUAUCCCGGCCUGGCCGGCCGUGCCUUCUGGAGCGAAGCUGCCCGACAUGCACGGCAACAACCGAUACGUGGAUCGAUACAUGGCGGAGCUGGGAGGUGUUCCGAGGUUUGAACUGCCUUGAGGGCGAGGGUUGGCGAGAAGAGAACAGGGGUUCAAGGGGAUCAAGGCAGGGUGCACUGUUGUUUUAUUCC
This is a messenger RNA of Thermothielavioides terrestris NRRL 8126, 1365 nucleotides long. RefSeq lists its product as uncharacterized. Bases 135 to 1295 code for a protein of 386 amino acids. The record is from RefSeq and is a predicted model, not a curated record. The transcript is spliced from 2 exons. NCBI's taxonomy places the organism in Eukaryota, Fungi, Ascomycota, Sordariomycetes, Sordariales, Chaetomiaceae.